AAAAUAAUUGCUUUAUCAUCUCAGAGAUAUGAUAGAAUAACAGUUGGAAAGAAUACCGAACAGUAAUAUAUAUGCUGUUUUCUUUCUUCAGAAAGCUUUAGAACGCCAAUGGGGAAGACAAGCACUUGGCUUCGGAACAUUUUUACAGGGAAGAAGAGUAAGGAGAAGAGUGGAGACUCAAAUCCAGAUUGGAAUACAGAAAAAAGAUUUGCUUCAGUGCCUGCUGUUGCGGCCGCUAAGGAGAAAAGAUGGAGCUUUCGGAGAUCUGUGGGAGCAACGAAGGAAUUUAAUUCUAAUUCAGCAGAGCAAAGUUUGAGCGAAGCUUGCGGUCAUGGAUUAAUGGAGUUUGAGAUUGAUCAGAAGAGAAGAGCCAUGGCGGUGGCGGCGCAUGCCGCUGCGGCGGUUGUGCGUCUUACAGCCACGGUGAAUGAUAGAACAAACAGAGCGAUGGAGGAGGCUUCUGCCAUCAAAAUCCAGUCUUUCUUCAGAUCUUAUCUGGCAAGAAAAGCUUUGAAUGCACUGAAGGGAUUGGUAAAAAUGCAAGCUUUAGUGAGAGGGCACCUGGUUAGGAAACAGGCGAAUGCUACACUCAGAUGCAUGCAAGCACUGGUUAAAGCUCAAGACAGAGCUCGCGCUGAAAGAAUCCGAAUGGUGGAAGCAUCACAAUCCACACCAUUAAAACACCAAAACUACAGAAGAUCACCAAGGCAUCAUCCAUUUGAACCGGAUUAUAAUGAGGAAGAGUAUGUCAAAAUUGUAGAGAUGGAUCUCGGAGGAAGGAGCUAUUCAUUGAAAGAAUCUGAUAACAGGUUCUGUAAUUACAAUUCAUCUUCUCGUACACCUAGCAAGGCUGAUCUCCCUGCACAGCUCUCCCCUGUACCGUCAGCUUUAACUGAGAUGAGUCCAAGAGUUUACAGCAUGAACUUUGAAGAAAUUUAUAUUCCCACAGUUCAGAAUAGUCCUCAACUGUCUGCCAUGUCCAUGCCCCCACAUACUUCUUACGAUCAUCCUCUGUAUCCCAAUUACAUGGCUAACACAGAGUCUUCCAGAGCUAAGUUGAGGUCCCAAAGUGCUCCAAAGCAGCGACUUGAUACAAAUGAGAGGCAAUCAAGUAAGAGAAGACAGUCGGUGGAGGGAAGAAAUGUUGCAGGAGGAGUCAGGAUGCAGAGAUCUUCUUCUCAUGUUGGUAUGGCUGGAAAUAUUUAUGAAUUUCCAUGGUACAUGAAGCUUGAUAAAUCUAAUAUGUCGUUCAUAGAGAGUGAAUGUGGUUCAACAAGCACUGUGCUGACAAACAAAAACUAUUGCAGAUCUCCAGCAGGGUAUGAGUGGUUUGGUUUACUCUUUAUUAUUGCAGAUCAAUGGGAAUGUUUGAUGGCAGAUUCAUUCAUGGCCUGUAGUGAUAUAUCUUCUGACAUUAGUAACAGUUAUGAUUUUUUAGAAAUUAGAAGAAGGAAAAAAUGUUUUUCAGAAGUGAAGAUAUUUCAGGAACUUGUAAUUUGAUUUUGCAGCUGCAAAUAAGUCAAAAUUUAAGUCCCAAAAUACAGAUUUCAUGUUAUCGUCCUUAGCAUGUUGUCAGGACCUGCACAUUUGUGUUUUUUCAUAAAUCGUGAUCUUCACUUUUGUUAUUGUAUUCUUACUGAUUGUUCUUUUGAUGGAAGAUAUGAAAGGUAUCA
Phalaenopsis equestris is the source of this 1673-nucleotide messenger RNA. RefSeq lists its product as uncharacterized. The record is from RefSeq and is a predicted model, not a curated record. Bases 109 to 1500 code for a protein of 463 amino acids. Lineage: Eukaryota; Viridiplantae; Streptophyta; Magnoliopsida; Asparagales; Orchidaceae. Gene Ontology annotation, molecular function: protein binding. The transcript is spliced from 5 exons.